GUCCUCUUCUUUCCAAAGGGAGGUGUUUUCCAAAUUAGAAGCCGAAGAAGAAACCCUAGAAUUGGUGUUGGGGGAGGAGAUGGGGAGGGGCAAAAUAGUAAUUAGGCGGAUCGAUAACUCGACAAGCAGGCAGGUGACCUUCUCGAAGAGGAGAAGUGGGUUGCUCAAGAAGGCUAAGGAGUUAUCAAUCCUGUGUGAUGCUGAAGUGGGAUUGAUUGUGUUUUCCAGCACUGAGAAGCUCUAUGAUUUUGCAAGCACCAGUAUGAAAUCGGUGAUAGAAAGAUACGCAAAGCUGAAAGAGGAAAAUUAUCAUCUCAUCAAUCCUACUUCUGAGAUCAAGUUUUGGCAGAGGGAAGCAUCAAGCUUAAGGCAACAGCUGCAGUACUUGCAACAAUGCCGCAGGUAUGUCCAAAUUUUCAUAUGUAGCAAUAGAGUGAAGUGUAUGUGUAUUAAAAUCAAGGAUAAAUUGCCGAAAAAUCAUAAAGUUUGGUCGAAUUAUAAUUCUGUACUAUCUGAUAGUUGUAUGGCUGGAUGA
Molecule: messenger RNA, 535 nt
Organism: Salvia splendens (bonfire salvia)
Lineage: Eukaryota; Viridiplantae; Streptophyta; Magnoliopsida; Lamiales; Lamiaceae
Product: MADS-box transcription factor ANR1-like
Exons: 5
Coding region: 80-535 (151 amino acids)
Biological process (GO): positive regulation of transcription by RNA polymerase II
Molecular function (GO): RNA polymerase II transcription regulatory region sequence-specific DNA binding; protein dimerization activity
Source: RefSeq, a predicted model, not a curated record